Cololabis saira (Pacific saury) is the source of this 4910-nucleotide messenger RNA. It is a transcript of the gene cntn3a.1, whose product is annotated as contactin 3a, tandem duplicate 1. Lineage: Eukaryota; Metazoa; Chordata; Actinopteri; Beloniformes; Belonidae. Gene Ontology annotation, molecular function: protein binding. The coding region runs from base 532 to 3618 and encodes 1028 amino acids. The transcript is spliced from 23 exons. Gene Ontology annotation, biological process: cell-cell adhesion. The record is from RefSeq and is a predicted model, not a curated record.
CAGCCACUUUACCACACAGUUGACGAGCUGGACUCGAGCACCGACCUCGGCUACGCCGCGGCCACUUCCUCCUGCUUCUUACAACGAAGCGAUAUCGUCCGCAAGGGGCGACAUGUAAUGCUGUGGUUGUGCCUAGUGAGUCCUCGCUGGAGCCCGUUUCUCCGGGCUCGGGUUAGUGCGUGCAGGACGGCGGGGAGAAGCGCCGUCUCCGCCGCGGCUGAGACCUGAGGGAGGGAGAGAGAGAGAGAGAGGCGAAACUGCGUCUGAAAACUAUUUCUUACGAUGGGAAAGAGUGCAUGUUGAUAUUUAGUGUUUGGGGCCGUUUUCACCAGUCGUCUUCACUUUGGGGAGACGAACUUAACUGCAGCUGAAGGAGGCGGAACAUGUACACGGAACAUGGAUGUACAAAAAGGGAUGAAUAUCAGCAAAUACCGCAGGAGAUAUACUCAGAAUUACAGUGCAACUACUAGAAAGGACAAAACUCCACACCUGUGAUUGGAUUUGAGCAUGUGCUGACCUGAGACCAUUAAAAUGGAGUUGCUAUGGAAACUUGUAGUGCUGCUGUCAUUGGUGGAGGGUCUAGCAGGAAGUGGAGUCCUGCUGAGGCCCGUGUUCACCAAACAGCCAGGGAGCGUGGUGUUUCCCAUUCAACCUGGAGAGAUUCGCAGAGAAGUGGUGUUUAGCUGUGAGGCUCAAGGACACCCUCCACCCUUCUACAGGUGGAAGCUAAAUGGCUCUUUCUUACUGCCCAGCCCGGUGUCACGUUACUCUCUCAUGGGAGGAAACUUACACAUCAGCCAUCUGAAUAAAGACGAAGAUGUUGGUGUCUAUCAGUGCCUGGCAUCUAACUCUUUUGGCACAAUCCUCAGCAGAGAGUCCAGUCUCCACGUUGCGUACUUGGAGAGUUUCAAAACCCAGAGAAGAAGUCCAGUAAGGGUUCGUGAAGGCCAAGGAGUGGUCUUACUGUGUGGCCCACCCCUUCACUCUGGAGAACUCACCUUCACGUGGAUCUUCAAUGAGUACCCGUCAUUUGUCACCCAGGAUACGCGGCGAUUCGUGUCCCAGAAGACAGGCAACCUCUUCAUUGCGAAAGUGGAACCCUCUGAUGUGGGCAACUACACGUGUGUCGUCACCAACACAGUCACCAAAAGCAGCGUUCAAGGCCCACCGACACCCUUAGUCCUGCGGGUUGAUGGUGUGAUGGGCGAGUACGAGCCAAAGAUCGAAGUGCAGUUCCCUGAAGUUGUCCCUGUUGCUAGGAGCUCAACUGUCAAACUGGAAUGUUUUGCACUGGGAAACCCGGUGCCAACAAUCAGCUGGAGAAGAGUGGAUGGUGCCUCUUUUGGCAGGAAGGUGAACAUCAAUAAGGCCAGUGGAGUCUUAGAGAUCCCUUAUUUCCAGCAGGAAGAUGCAGGGAUGUACGAAUGUGUGGCUGAAAACAGCAGAGGGAAAAACUCUGUGAAAGGCAAGCUGACGUUCUAUGCUCCACCGCAGUUGAUCGAGAAGCCUCAGGAUGUUCAGAAGACUAUUGAUGACACUCUGAUAUGGGAAUGCAAAGCCAACGCGAAGCCCAAACCUUCGUACCACUGGCUGAAGAACGGCGACAUUCUGGAUCCAAUGGAAGACAGGAUUCAGGUAAAUGAUGGAGUGCUGACAAUCAGCAGCUUGAAUUUGGCAGACAUAGGAAUGUACCAGUGCAUGGCAGAGAACAAGCACGGCCGAAUCUUCACCAACGCUGAGCUCCGAGUCAUUGCCAUUGCUCCAGACUUCUCCCAGAACUUGUUAAAGGCCCAAACUUUGGCCCGACAGGGUGGCGACGUUCUAAUCGAAUGCAAACCCAGGAUGUCUCCUCGGGGUGUGAUUUCAUGGAGGAAGGGGAAGGAAGCCCUGCGAGAGAGCCACAGAAUAAUGGUGUUGGAUAACGGAAGCCUACGGAUAUCCAAUGUUACUAAAAUGGAUGCAGGACUCUACACUUGUGCAGCCAGAAACCAGUUUGGAGUAGCAAGUAGUACUGGAAGCCUUUUAGUUAAAGAAGCAACUGUGAUCACCAGUCCAGCAGGCCACCUGGAUGUCACCGUGGGCGAGAGCAUUGUGCUGCCCUGUCAGGUUUCUCAUGACCCAACUCUGGACCUCAAGUUCACCUGGUUCUUCAACGAGCAGCUCAUCCACUUUGGAAGCCACGGGGCUUUUUUUGAAAAAGUUGGUGGGCGGUCCGCUGGUGAUGUCAUGAUCCGCAACAUUCAACUAAGGCAUGCUGGGAAAUACACCUGCGCUGUUCAGACCAAGGUGGACAGUGUGUCCAUUGCCACAGAUGUGGUCGUCAGAGGUCCUCCUGGCCCACCUGUGGACUGUCAGGUGAUUGAUAUGACGGCAACUAGCGCCUCUCUAUCAUGGGGACCGGGGAUGGACAACCACAGCCCCGUCCUCAGCUACACCAUCCAGGCCAGGACGCCCUUCUCUCUCGGCUGGCAAGCUGUGACCACGGUUCCUGAGCUGCUAAGGGGGAAACAGCUGUCAGCUACCGUCUUUGACUUGAACCCGUGGGUGGAGUACGAGUUCAGAGUUUUGGCAAGCAACAGCAUAGGGACAGGGGAACCCAGCAAGCCUUCCAAAAAGGCUCGCACCAAAGAAAUGCCUCCCAGGGCGACUCCAGCGAGGCUGAAUGGUGGCGGUGGAGGACGCUCCGAGCUGGUAAUGACUUGGGAGCCUGUCCCCGAGGAGUUGCAGAGCGGUCCAGGAUUCGGAUAUGUGGUGGCCUUCCGCCCACUUGGGGCACAGGACUGGAUGCAGGCUGCUGUCACGUCCCCAGACGCUUCUAAAUACGUCUUCAAAAAUGAGACCAUACCGCCAUUCACCCCUUACCAAGUGAAAGUUAGGGUUUACAACAACAAGGGAGAAAGUCCUUUCAGUCCAGUCACAACAAUCUACUCAGCAGAGGAAGAGCCCAACAGGGCUCCGGGUAGGCUGAGGGCGAAGAGUGUAUCAGCGUCUGAGGUGGACGUCACCUGGAAGCCGCUACCUUGGAGUAACAGCCGCAGACGCAUCCUGGGCUACGAGCUGCGUUACUGGGGGGAGAAAGAGAAGCAAGAGCCAGCCAGAGUGAUCAGGACAGUGGGGAAUAAAACUUCAGUACUCAUCAGGGAUCUGGAGGGACGCAGUACAUAUUACAUUUCCCUACGGGCCUAUAACAGCGCUGGAGUGGGUCCACAGAGCAGCAUAGUCAAUGUCACAACCAAGAAACCACCACCCAGUCAAGCCCCAGUCAAAAUCAUGUGGAACACGUCCAACUCCAAAGUCAUCCUGCGAUGGGACCAAGUGCACGCCCUGGAGAACGAAUCAGAAGUCACAGGAUAUAAGGUGAUGUACAGCCAGGACAAACACAGCCGUCCCAGCGUGGUGGAGACCAACAACACCUCCCUGGAGUUGUCGCUGCCUGUCAACGAAGACUACGUGAUCCAGAUUAAACCUUUCAGCGAGGGCGGAGAAGGCAUUAGCAGUCGCCAGAUUACCAUACCCAAGAUUGAAGGCUCCACGGCGAUGGGAGCUGCUUCAGAGUCCUUGGCUUUUCCACUGGUGAACCUUGCAGCCCUGAUCUUCACAGCCACAGCUAUACUAUGACAACCGUCCGGGCGCGUGCAGCUGCUCAUUCAGAGGAGAAACAGCAGGUCAAAGACAACACAAGGCCGCCAGCCGCAGUUCCACCUGCUCUCUUCCUUAACCUGCUGUGUGUUUCCCCACUCUGUCUACAAAGAUCUUUGUCUGAGGAAGAUUCUUUUCCUCUACCUUUUCUGAAGUGGUAGCUAAAAGGAACCGGCUCCUUCUGAAGUCUCUUUUAUGGAACUGAAAAGAGUCUGUGACUCGACUGAUGGCAGUUUCUUUGUAGGUGUUUUUCUUCUUCUUCUUUUCUUUUUUUUUUUUGGGUCCCGUCUCCUUUCUAAGCGGUGGAUAAUCUCGUGUGGUUUUCACCUUGGAGGAUACGUUAGGACGUGUUUAUGGUUUCCCAAUGGGACUGUAAAAGUUCUGUUAGAAGGAUGUGUAUUUUAUGUGCCGGUGACCUUUUCAUUGAUCGUCGGAUUCCAGCGCAGCCGAGAGCGGAGGAGAUCUGGGGUCACUUAAAUGUUUAUGUGAAUGAAGUAACAUUUAAGCUCGAUUUAAAAACAAAAAGUGCUGCUCUUUUUCGGGGUGUCUUUAGAAAACGCCUCCACUGUCAAAGAAAGACAGCUUACUGUUAGUCAUCCAUGAUAAAAAAUUAAAGAACAAAAAAGUGGAUAAGCUUCAUUACUUUAGGGGAAAACUGAAGUUGGGACCUUUUUAGCUCCGCCUGGAUUUCAGUCCCACUUUCACACUCCCCGUUACACGAAACUGACUGGACCAAAGCUUUGGGAGCAACCAGGUUCAGUUGCACCUGCUGCAUUGUAAGAAAAGGCAGCCUGUACCUUCAUCUGUAUGGCUUCCAGUGUAAACAGCUGACUUGUGUUGAUAUUCAAUGUUUCACCUUCCUGCCGCCGUCAUACGUGUGUAACUAAGGCAAGUAUGUAUGAAAUCCUCAGGACCCAAAUGAGCCUUAAGUCUUCUGAUUAGUAUCCAUGUUGCUGUUAUUUAAAGAACAACUUUUAUUUAUUCCCCCUUUCUUUUGUCUGUUUAUCCACAUUGUAUUUUGGCUGUAAUGAUUUUCACUUUUGUUCAUUUUUAGAUCAUGUUAUUGGUCUCAGAAACCGCAGCCUUUCAUGUAUCUCGUCCUGAUGAGCAUUGCAAUACAGUAAGUGACAGUGAUUUCUGACUUUUCUAACAUAGCUUACUACAAAGUGCGAGCAGUAUUUUCCUGUUCGGCCGCUGUUUUGGCAUGACACUGGUCAGUAUAUGUACCUUUCUGAGGAUGUCUGAAUGGAUCAACCUGCUUUUAAUAAAGA